GAGACGUGACACGGACCGAAGUUCAGCGGACAUAUAAAGUGCACCUGAAGCUCCCGUUGUCACAGAGUCCGGUGCAGCUUCAGGUGAUUCUCGAGUCCCAUAGUAGCCAGAAACGAGAAUGAAGUUAGCAGUGACGUUUCUAGUAGUGAUUCUCGCCGUGACGAGUACAUAUGGAAGCCCCGGGUACGAGAGAGAUGAAGUGGACGAAGACGACUUCACAGAUGACGCAACGACACCGUACUGGAAGAAGCCUGUCGGCUGGAUUCUAGAGCAGCUGGGAAAGUGGCUACAACAGUCAGCCGAGGCCUCACCGGCUCUCUAUUCUGCAGAAGGCACUGCCGAUUUCCCUCAAGACCCAACGAUCGAGCACAUGAGAAGGGUUGCACAGCUUCUUAACAAGGUUGCGGAUGCGGUGGAAAAAGGAGAGAAAGUCUACCUCUUCGACUAGGGCCCCUGUUUCAAUUUGUCUUUAAAGCGGGAAAAUAAAUGAAUGAUCUGCU
Messenger RNA from Dermacentor andersoni, 500 nucleotides. RefSeq lists its product as uncharacterized. Lineage: Eukaryota; Metazoa; Arthropoda; Arachnida; Ixodida; Ixodidae. The record is from RefSeq and is a predicted model, not a curated record.